Messenger RNA from Hymenoscyphus albidus, 1287 nucleotides. Lineage: Eukaryota; Fungi; Ascomycota; Leotiomycetes; Helotiales; Helotiaceae. The record is from the annotation of a GenBank genome assembly.
AUACAAUUCACGUGACAUCUAUCAACUUCAUUCAAGGUUCUCAGGUUUGGUUGAUACAAACCGCGAAAGCACCUAGAGCCCCGCAACCGAACUAGCAAGACUAAACAUCGCGCAUCAAACCCCCCAUAUACCUUUCAAUAUGGCGACAAGAUCAUUAUCAAGAACCUGCUCACAACUAGCAUCCCCCCAAACAUCUUGCGCAGCACGAGCUUUCAUCCAACUCGCCCCCCGAAGAUUCCACCAUGCAACCCCACCACCCCUCGAUUUCCUCCUCCCUUCGCUCUCGCAGACUCCCCAUCUCUACCCAAGCAUAAGGGCUCAUCCAAGCCGAGCUCAUAUGCAAGCGAAACGAGCAUUUACAUCCUCCACCCGGCGCCAAACAAGCGCCAUCUACAACCCGCAGAAAGAUGACGACGGGAAUCUAAUGGAAAUCGAUAUUACACCUCGAGCCUCCAAUGUAAGUUCGCAGAUGUCUAGAAGGAUUUUUACGUUACGAGAGACUGUGCUAACAUGUUGGGCAGAGGUUAAAACAAAUCAUGGCCAAAGACGAGAAUCCCGACCUAGCCCUUCGAUUCCAAGUAACAAGCGGCGGUUGCCACGGCUUCCAAUACACAAUGGAACUCACCACCCUCCCAUCCCUCCCACCAAACCCCGAAACCAAAUCGCAAUUGAACGAAGACGAUACCGUAUUCAUGGCAGACGACGGAUCAGGAGCGAAGGUGGUUAUGAAUGCCGAUAGUCUGGAGUUACUCAAGGGAAGCAAAGUCGACUUCAGUAUGGAAUUGAUAGGAAGUCAGUUUUUGAUUGCGGAUAACCCAAGAGCGACGAGUAGUUGUGGAUGUGGGACCAGUUUUGCCGUUGCUGACUGAGGGACGGGAGCUGGUGAAGUUUGGGAGGUAUAAGGAUGGUGGAAAACGUCGCCAUACAUGAGAAGCCGUAUACAGAUCAAACUCAGAGAUGUACAGUAUCGCCAAAAUGAGAACUCUAAUCAAUAUCUCUUCACUAAUACACAAUCCAUAUGUACAUAAAUCACAACCUUCGCCCGAAUUAAAAAGAUCAAAACGGUUUGUAUGUAUGCCCCUCCAAUCUCUACAAUAAAAUACUAGUUCGUCGUAGUGAAGAUAUGGACAUAGGACACGGAAAGAGGAAAAAAGGUGAUCUCAGAAUCUGCGCAUAGACACUCUUAGGAUACUAGGCUUGGGUAGGCAUUCAAGGAACCAAAAAGAGUUAGCACGUAAAUAGAUAAGUUGAAGUAAAGAGAAUUCCUUUACUCCAUAGAGAUUGGCC